Triticum dicoccoides is the source of this 892-nucleotide messenger RNA. RefSeq names its product proline-rich protein 4-like. The transcript has 2 exons. Bases 7 to 642 code for a protein of 211 amino acids. Lineage: Eukaryota; Viridiplantae; Streptophyta; Magnoliopsida; Poales; Poaceae. The record is from RefSeq and is a predicted model, not a curated record.
UCAGACAUGGCAGUUUCGAGAGCGCUCGUCCUCGGCGUCCUGCUGGCGAUCGCCGUCGCCAAUGCCGAGGCAGCGUCCGUCGUGGUCGGCCAGGUCAAGUGCGCCGACUGCACCAGGAAGAACUUGAAGGCCGAGGAAGCCUUCAAGGAUCUUCAGGUGGCGAUCAAGUGCAAGAACGUCCACCGCGACUACGAGAGCAAGGCGGUGGGUGCCCUGGACCGCACCGGCGCCUUCAGCGUGCCCCUGGCUGCCGACCUCCAUGGCGCCGACUGCGUCGCGCAGCUCCACAGCGCUGCCUCCAACGCGUCGUGCUCCGGCCAGGAGCCAUCCAAGAUCGUGCCGAUGUCCGAGGGCACCACCUUCGGCAUCAUGGCCGGCGCCAACACUGCCACGCCGUCCGCGGCGUCGCCUGAGUGCGCGUCCAUGACCCUGUGCGGGCCGAUCAAGAAGCACAUCAUCGAGCACUUCCACCACAAGAAGCCCGUGCUGCCCAAGCCGGAGCCCAAGCCCCAGCCCCACCCGGACUACGGCCCCGUGCCCAAACCCGAGCCCAAGCCGCAGCCCCAGCCGGACUACCACCCCGUCCCUCCCACGCCCACCUAUGGCGGCAGCGGCGGCGGUGGAUACCACGGCCACCACUGAGUCUGGUCUGCCACUGUCCGGCUAAGCACCAAAAUCUCAUCACCGGUUACAUGAUCAGUGUCAGUGAGUGAUCGACGUUACUAUUUAUCAUCAGUUGCUUGCGUAGCCGCGUGGGUAUUCUUUGGUGGUCUUCUGCCAUUCGCUACCACGUUUUAGUAUCUGCACUGCAUAGUCGAGAGUUCAGAAUAACAUUUGUGAGGAACUUGUGUAUAAGAAGUUACUGUGAAUCAAGUAAUGUAAUCAAGUCCAU